AUGAGUACACGAUACGCAGCACAGCCAUACCACAUUAUCCCCCUCAACCCGAAGCCCAAAUUCCGCCUCCGUCAACUGGACGAUCUCGUCAUCCUCGACCUGAACCCCAAGUUCCGCCUCCGUCAACUGGACGGCCUCGAUAUCCUCGCUACGACGCUGUCCCAGAGAAAGAACCCAGCCCACAACCACGCCGGCCUCCUCCUAGGCGUUCUCCUCGCAACCACGAACGCUCACCACCGGAAGAAGACUACUAUGCACCUCGUCGUCGUCGCCAUAGAGAGGAAGACUACUUCUCCGACAACAGGCAUGAUCGGCGUCAUCCUCAUCAUCGUGAACGCGAUGUUCACCGGGAACGAGACAUUCACCGGGAACGAGACGAUGAUAGGGAAAGGAUGCCGGUAA
Didymosphaeria variabile is the source of this 402-nucleotide messenger RNA. RefSeq lists its product as uncharacterized. The coding region runs from base 1 to 402 and encodes 133 amino acids. Lineage: Eukaryota; Fungi; Ascomycota; Dothideomycetes; Pleosporales; Didymosphaeriaceae. The transcript has 3 exons. The record is from RefSeq and is a predicted model, not a curated record.